Molecule: messenger RNA, 2946 nt
Organism: Sorex araneus (European shrew)
Lineage: Eukaryota; Metazoa; Chordata; Mammalia; Eulipotyphla; Soricidae
Gene: TMEM127
Product: transmembrane protein 127
Exons: 4
Coding region: 219-935 (238 amino acids)
Biological process (GO): negative regulation of TOR signaling; negative regulation of cell population proliferation
Cellular component (GO): membrane
Source: RefSeq, a predicted model, not a curated record
GGAGGGGGCGGAGUCAGAGCUAGAGGAAGCCGGAAGUGGGUCGGCCCGGGUCGGUCCGGGCGUUGCGAGAUUGGGCCUGCGAUCGCCGGCCUCCAGCUGCUGGGGGCUCUGUGACAGGACGGAGCGUUGCCAGUUCAGCCUGAGGCCUGCUGACCGGCAGGCUCUGAGCCCGGCGACCACCAGCGGCGGCGGCGCAGCGACGGCGGGGGGCCCUGGGCAUGUACGCCCCCGGAGGCGCAGGGCUGCCCGGCGGGCGCCGGCGGAGGAGCCCGGGAGGCAGCGCCCUGCCCAAGCAGCCGGAGCGCAGCCUGGCCUCGGCGCUCCCGGGCGCCCUGUCCAUCACGGCGCUGUGCACCGCCCUCGCCGAGCCCGCCUGGCUGCACAUCCACGGGGGCACCUGUUCCCGCCAGGAGCUGGGAGUCUCCGACGUGCUGGGCUACGUGCACCCGGACUUGCUGAAAGAAUUCUGCAUGAAUCCACAGACAGUGUUGCUCCUCCGGGUCAUCGCUGCCUUCUGCUUCCUGGGCAUCCUGUGUAGUCUCUCUGCAUUCCUUCUUGAUGUCUUUGGGCCCAAACACCCGGCCCUGAAGAUCACCCGUCGCUAUGCCUUUGCCCACAUCCUCACAGUCCUGCAGUGUGCCACUGUCAUCGGCUUUUCUUACUGGGCUUCUGAACUCAUCCUGGCCCUGCAGCAGCAACAUAAGAAGUACCAUGGAUCCCAGGUGUACGUCACCUUCGCCGUUAGCUUCUACCUGGUGGCAGGAGCUGGCGGCGCGUCCAUCCUGGCCACGGCGGCCAACCUCCUGCGCCACUACCCCACGGAGGAGGAGGAGCAGGCCCUGGAGCUGCUCUCGGAGAUGGAGGAGAACGAGCCCUACCCCGCAGAGUAUGAGGUCAUCAACCAGUUUCAGCCGCCCCCGGCCUACACGCCCUAAAGCCACCACCGGGGGGCGCCUGCUUCCUUGGGGGGCCCCCCCCCUCGCCCACUUCCAGAGGCACUCCUGCCCCAGCAGGCCUCACCAGUAGGACCCUGACUCUCGUCACCAGACUUGCCCCAGGACAGACUUCGCCGUGAGGUUCGUGUGCACUGGGGCCAGCACACAGCUCCGGGGAUUCAGCAGUUUUAUAUCAUGCAGUCACCCUCUUGCCACCUUCUCUCCUUCAGUCACUGAGUCAUUACCAGCCAGGGGUGAUCACACAGUGUUCUGUCGUCAGGGGCCGUAUCUUUGAGACCAGGCCCUUCCCUGGGGAGCUGCUAACCGUGAACAGCCCCAGGCAGCAAGGACUGUGCCUCGCAGGCUCCUGUCCUUGAGGGUCAAGGUCCCAUCCCUAGCUGUAGCUCUGGGCUGACCCCUGCAGCCUCCCCUACCCCCGCCCUAUCCCUUUUCAGGGGACCACCCACUCUGUGGACUUCUCUGCACUUUAGUCUCUGGACGUCCCCACCACGUGUGUUCUGGUUUUAGGGGGAGAAGGAUUUGCUUGGGGGGAGCAGAACCGUUGGGUGGCUGGAGCCCUGGCAAGGAGAGCACUAGGCCUGGCCUGAGGCCUCCUGGUCCCCACAAAGGACCAGAGUGUUGGGGCUCCAGCUCCCUGGCCCCUUCACCUUUUAGAACGAGAGUGGUUUUCAAAGGAAAAGCCAACCCAGCGACAGCAACAAAUACUCUCUUUAAACUAGGGACAGGACUGCUGUCGUUUCUCAGAUAUUUCUCCCAUUCCUUUUGGCUCGGCAUUGUUUGUGGCCAUUGCUCCUUCCAGCCCCUGCACAUUCCUCCCAGAACUUCUCCCAGCAGAAUGCAGCCCUCUUCCCUAACCCCACUGUACCCCGGCUCCCAGGGGCCUUCCUGUGGACCCAGAGCCCCGUCCCCAGAGGGGCUGAGGACUGUGGCCUGGCUGGCUGGCCAGCAUGGUGCUCCUCAGGACUGUGGCACCGAUGGGACCUGGCCCUCCCGCAGGAACACGGGCACCCGCACUCUCCAUGUCGAAACCACAGCCGGCAGGGCCCCUUCCCAUGGGUGUCAGAGCCACCCAGUCACAUCCGUGUUCCUGGCUGUGUCCUUGAGGCUCAGGGCGUCCCUGAGACUGUGACGCGGGACAACAGCUUACUGCAUGCCUCUCCCCCCCUUCUUGAAUGUUCUCUGGCCUUACAGUGUGCCGCUCUUUCUUGCCCAGCCAUCACCCUGGCUAUCCUGUGGGCCACACGUGGCUCUGGGUCGGGCUGACUUCCCGCCCUGGAGAUCUGGGUCGUAACACAAGAGAAACCUGAGAGUGAGGUAUGGACCCAGAUGGCCAAGCUGCUUUGGGAUCAGCGUCCAGUGCUGAAGGCAACAGCCAUCGACUCCCCAAGGCCUCCGAGGCAGCAGAGAGCAGGUGACUGGAGAACAGCCCCUCCUGCCAAGUUGUGGCUAGUUGGGAAAUGUCAUGCUCCUCAUCUUCUUCAGCCAGGCUGCCUGGGUCUGCUGGACAGACGUGUGUGUGGUGAAGACCAUGUCCGCACAGGAGCGACCAGCCAUCUGGAGCUCACUGUGAUGCCAAAGUGUGACCUGGGCGGGGACUCACCUGCUUCUGACUCUUCUCUUUGGCAAGAAGGACAGCUGUGUGGUACCUGAGCCAGAGCCAAGGAGUUGAAUUGAGUCUUGUCUUCUGUCUGUCCGAGUUCGUCUGGGCCAACUCUCUCUCCGACCGUGGGUGUCCAAGAGGGUGACCAGCACUGAACACGUGUCAGAGUGACCCGUCAUCUCCUGAGGCCCUGGCAUGGCCCUGUGAACCCCUCGGAACCCACUUUUUAUUAGCUUCCCCAUGCCUCUGGCCUUCCUUUCUCUUUCCCUGCCAUCCUAACACUAAGACUUUGUCAUAUAAAUCCCCCGGUUGUGUUUUUUUUUUUUCUAGGAAAAAAAAUUUAAAAAGCAGAACAAAACAAAAAGACCACAAACAAGAAUGUAAAUGCCA